Truncatella angustata is the source of this 3831-nucleotide messenger RNA. RefSeq lists its product as uncharacterized. NCBI's taxonomy places the organism in Eukaryota, Fungi, Ascomycota, Sordariomycetes, Amphisphaeriales, Sporocadaceae. The coding region runs from base 1 to 3831 and encodes 1276 amino acids. The record is from RefSeq and is a predicted model, not a curated record. The transcript is spliced from 2 exons. Gene Ontology annotation, cellular component: nuclear pore transmembrane ring. Gene Ontology annotation, molecular function: structural constituent of nuclear pore. Gene Ontology annotation, biological process: protein import into nucleus; nuclear pore organization.
AUGAAUGGAACGCCGCGCGUGCGGUCUGGUGGUUUUCCACAAACACCAGGAACCGUAGCUCCUAGAACGAGGAGAGAUGACCCUCCCACCCCGGCAUCCAUACCCAGACAACAAAGAGGCCCGAGAGCCUCCUUGCCUCCUGCCCCCGAGAACAAGUCUGCUGCCGCACCGGGCGACCGACCGCCUUUGAUACCCUUGACAGUCGUCGACGCUCCUAGUCAGAGGUUCUACGCCGUCGCCAUCUACGUCGCGCUUUUCGCCUACCGUUUCUGGGACUGGAUAGGCGUCGUCGAGGAGGACACCGGAUCUUUUGCCCUGUUCCUCAAAUGGAUCGUCAUCGACUUCCUCUUUCUAUUUGUCGCUCUCCCAGCUCUCAGGAUACCAUGGCUCGAUCUAUCACAACCAGUCGUUAUAGGCCUGUUCGCCCUGCAGCUCGCACUGAACUGGACACUCAUGUUCAAUAUCCAGGUCUCGUGGACGGCAUGGUUGCUGGGCAUCGUCAAGAUCUUCUACGACAAGGGAGAGCUUUCUAUCUCGGAACACAACGUCAAGGUCUCGAGUAUCCUGCACAACGCCUCUCUGAUUAUGGGCAAGCAGAUUAUCAACAUCCUGCCGGAGGGCUCUGCGCUGCUGAAUCCCGAGAAAACCCCGUUUUGCGUCGGCCAGGGAGGCAAGAAUGUCGUCACCAUCCCCCUCUACUUCAAUGCCACUAUUCCCGCCGAGGUGGAGCUCAUCCGCAUCGAUCUCGACACGAACAACGAGGAAGUCAUCAAGCUCAGCAAAUCACAAAUCCGCGAGAUCGAUAGGCAGGCAAAGAGGAUUGCCGAGGACGGCGGCGUGACAUCCUACAAGUAUGAUGUGCCAGUUAAGAAGUCUGGCGCGUAUCGGUUGCACAAGGUCCUCGACGAGUACAAGUUGGAAGUUCAAAGGGUCACCGAGCCAACAUACGUCGUACCUUGUCCCAAAGCCCAGGUCCGUCGGGCGGAAUCGUCCAACCGAUGUAUCAACGAUUUGUCCGACCUGUCCCUAGACGUCUACGGAACACCGCCCCUGAAGAUUGUCUACAGCCGUACUAUCAAUGGCAAGGAUCAUAGCUUCCAUUUCCAAAGCCUUCAGCCUGAUGGGUUCUCCUCGCCACUGCUCGGUGCGGCAAAGACUUCGAGCUUGAUCUUGCAAGAGGGAGAGGAUGUCUCGUGGGCCCGUGCUCAGUCCGUCGCUGUUGCCCUCAACGAGUCCAUGAGCCAAUCUGGCGAUUGGCAGUAUUCCAUUGAUGAAGUCCAUGACGUUUUCGGCAACGUGAUCAAGUACACUUUACUUGGCGAGGAAUCUGAAGCUAAGCCAAAGCCAAAGCACCUGGUCCAAAACUUCCUGGUCCGGGAGCGACCUCAAGCAACCCUCCGUGGCUGUGACCUGAGGAACCCACUCAAGGUGGCCAAGGGCCAAUCAACAAAGCUGCCUACUAGCUACAGGUUGCCAGGCCACUCAUCGAGUCGCGCCGCAUAUACUCUUACUUGGCAAUUCUCUCCGAUCGACACUCUCAGUAAGAGCGGUGACCACGGAGAUGUUGUUGAAACCGGUACUUUCACGGCCAAGAACGCUGAAGACCAGCCGACCAUUUCUGCCCCCGGUCUGUACACCUUGAAGUCUGUCUCGUGUGACUCGUGUGAGGGCGAAAUCGAGGAGCCCUCUUCAUGUCUGUUGCUCAACCCUCUGGAGCCCGAGCUCAGCUUACAGGCCGAGGGGAUCCCCGACAAGUGCGCGGGUAGCUCAAUUGGUCUGCGCGUUAACCUUGAUCUUGUGGGCACUCCGCCCUUCAAAGUCGUCUACGAUAUUACUAGCGACACGGAGCGUUCUCGCAGAGAGAGCGUCAUUGUCAAGGGGCUGCGCCAACAGAUCGAUCUUCUCCCUCGCAAUGCUGGUCACUACCAGUAUAGAUUCAGGAAGCUGGAGGACGCUAUUUAUAAGAAUAUUCCUUUGCCGCUCACUGAUGAAUAUCAUCUCGAGCAGAAUGUCAAGCCUCCUGCAACUGCCUUUUUCUAUGACCAGCCAGCCGCUAUUACCGCCUGUUUGGACGAGCCGAUCAAGGUCGACGUUGCACUUCGUGGCGAUGGACCAUUCACUCUGGAAUGGGAACUCGUUCAUGAGGGUAAGAAGAAGUCCCAAAAGAUCACCGACAUUACAGCAGAAUCUUAUGCUAUUGAGACCGCUCCUCUGUCUCAUGGCGGAGACUACACGCUUGCUCUAACUAGCAUUCAAGACACGACUGGAUGCCGUAUCUUCUUGAAAGAGGAAAUCAAGAUUACUGUUCGACGACAGCGACCACGCGCUGCGUUUGGCCACAUCGAGAACAGAAAGACAACUACUGUUAUCGAAGAUGCCAAGGUCAAGAUUCCACUGAAGUUGUCUGGAGAGGCGCCCUGGAGAGUUACGUAUCGCAACCUUGAUAGUGGAAAGGACGAGCAAACCAUGAUCGCACGUUCCAACAACGAUUUCUUGGAGACCACAGAGCGUGGCACUUUCGAGAUCAUCGACCUUUCGGACAGGCAGUGCCACGGACAGGUUGACCCUAAGCUGUCAACUUUCCAAGUCAACUGGUUCCCUCGACCGGAACUCUCCUUGGUUACAGCUGAUAGUAUUUCACAAAAUGACGAUGUAUUCGUCAAACAAGACGUGUGCGAGGGUGACAUCGACGGUUUUGAAGUCGCACUCAAGGGCUCUCCACCGUAUCAUGUUGCAUACGAAGUCAAGCACAAACCGAAGACUGGCUCUGGUUCCGUCGCACGAAAAGAGUUCGACGCUGCUAUGGCCAAGGCUUCGAUUCCCUUGGACACCGCCAAGGCAGGCUUGUACACAUACAAAUUCUCAGCACUGGCAGAUAAUCUCUACAAUAACGACAAGAGGAAGUUUCAGCCGCUUACUUUGGAACAGACUGUCAAUGCCAAGCCGACCGCCUCUUUCGUCAAGCCAGGGCAGAUUUUCAAGCUCUGCAUGUCCGAGCAAGAUUACGAAGAGAAGAUCCCCAUAACCCUUCAGGGCGUGGCACCGUUCUAUGUCGAGAUCGAGAUUCGUCAUCAUACUGGCAGUAUCCCGGAGACAUUCCGCAUCCCUAACAUCCCCUCUAACUCAUACAGUGUGCAAAUUCCUCGGGCCUAUCUCAAGCUUGGCGCCCAAACCAUUCGCAUCCGCAAGGUUCGUGAUGCACGCGGCUGCCAGCAGAAAAUCGAGGUGGGAGGACCUUCCGUACAAGUUCAACUCUACGAUGCCCCCGCCAUCUACCCUCUGGAGACGCGCACGGACUACUGUGUGGGUGAGCGUAUUGCGUACACCCUUUCCGGUACUCCUCCGUUCGAGGUUCAGUAUACCUUCGGAGGCUCUCAUAUGAAGGCCAAGUCGCAGACCACAAACUUUCGUCGCAUCGCUGAAGCCCCUGGCGACUUUACCAUCACAUCCAUUAGUGACAAAGCAUCCGAGUGUAAGGCGGCCGUCAACCUCUCCAAGACAAUCCACCCUAUGCCGUCGGUCAAGAUCAGCCGCGGUAAGAUUGUCCGCGUCGACAUCCACGAAGGAUCAGAAGUCGAGAUCCUUUUCGAGUUUUGGGGCACCCCACCAUUUGAGUUCACAUACACCCGCUCGACCAACGCCCGGAAGGGGCAGAAGAGUCAUGUUCUUGAGACAAGGCAUGAUAUUUCUUACGUAAACACCAAGACUGUCACCGCUAGUCUAGAAGGUACUUAUGAGGUUGUUGCUAUCAAGGAUAAAUUCUGUGCCUUCAGCACGUUGAACACAGAGCAGAAGAACAAAGGGUCCGGGCAGAAGUUGUUGACAUAUUAG